Fonsecaea erecta is the source of this 1077-nucleotide messenger RNA. RefSeq lists its product as hypothetical. NCBI's taxonomy places the organism in Eukaryota, Fungi, Ascomycota, Eurotiomycetes, Chaetothyriales, Herpotrichiellaceae. Bases 1 to 1077 code for a protein of 358 amino acids. The record is from RefSeq and is a predicted model, not a curated record. The transcript has 3 exons.
AUGAGCAAGGUUCCCGAUGCCUGGGAGGACGAGUGGUCCAGCACCGCCGAUAAAUCGACAACUCCUCCCACGGAUCCCAAGAGAGUCUCGUCCAAAGUGACCAAGGCCCAGCGGAGGGCUCAGCAGGCCGAAUUCAACCGCCAGCUAUGGGCCGAAGCUGAAGGACCCCGAGAGACCAACUACUUCUUGGAGUCGCGCAACGUCGUCCCGCUACGGUCUGAGUUCAAACCCCCUCCGAUCCUCCUGUCGCGAAAGGGCCCCAUAGUCGCCCAGUCACAAUCUCCUCGACCGCCGACGGCCGGUCUCCAGGACCUGAGCCUGAACGGGGACAAAAAUGCCUCUUCGGCGGGUCGCGAGUCGUCCGACGACGAAGACGAGGAAGCCAAGGCCCGCGAACUCUCCGCCGCCGAACGACAAGCCCUAGCGGCCCGACACCGCGAGGAGAAACAGCGCAAAUACGAGGAGCGCAGACAAGAGCUGUUCGGGACCGCCAGUGGUGCCCCUAGUACAACACCGUCCGCUCACCACUACCACCAUCACCACCACCACCAGUCCGGCGCCCAGAACAGGUCGGGCACCUCCAGUCCGGGGAGCCUGACUCCGCCCGGAUCGCGGUCUGCGACGCCGAAUCGAAGUCGAGGUGGUCGAGGAGGGCGUCGCGGCGGAGGGGGAGGAUCAGCAGCAACAGGAGCAGCUUUGGCAGGGAACCACAACCUCAACUCUCGAAACCAGUCAAGAGGCGGAUCGCAACACCGGGAACUGUAUGAGCCCUCGUACGCCGCGAGGCCCGACUCGGCAUACAUCCAGCGACGAGAGCGGGAGAACGGGGUGGGAGCUGCGCCGCCGCCGCCUCAGCAGCUCGUCCAGGAACCCAUCCGCGCACCGCGAGGGCCAGAUGGCAACGGCCGCGGUGGCUUUGGGUUUGCACCUAGGCCCUCGCCCAGCACAACGGCACAGCUCGAAACGGCCCCGACAGCAGCAAUAAGUCCCCGUCCAAUCGGCACGGGUGAUACCGCUAGUUCUGCUGCUGCUGCUGCUGCUGCUGCUGCUCCUCCUCCUCCUUCCUCUGACUGUUGA